AAGAUUUUCAUUUCAUUCAUUCGCAAGCAAGACGUCAAAGCAACCAGUCAAGAAAUUAUACUACGGUGAAGUUUGCAGUGUGAGUUUGUGUCGGUUUACCAUUUGAGUGUAUACUGCGGAAAAUAAGAAAAAACGGUUUCAUUCGACGCAUUAUCUUGUUCGUUGUUUCGUGUCAUUUUCGUCAAGGCGUGAGUUGGAUCCAUAUCAGUCGUGCGGUGUUGACAAAUUCGUUCCCAGAUUGUGAGAAGAUUAAAAGGAGAAUUCUGCCCACAGUGUUCUCCUCACUGCCCUUGUAUACUGUGUGUCCUCUCUUGUAUUGUCCCCCCAUAAGAUUAGACAUUGCAAGAAAAAAAGAAACAUCAUCGCGAUAAAAUUGCAGCGAAAUAAAAACGGAGUAUAUCUACUGCCGUGGCUGUGUGCUGUGCGAGUGGUGGUGAAACGCAGAAAAAGACAGAAGGCGUGUGACGGCGUAGAAAUCCGGCACCAUGGCUGAGGAGAAGGUCAUCCUACCGGAGGCUGGUAGCACCACAGACAACCAAGUCACCGAAGGUUUUCUGUCCAGCGUCGUCAACGAUAUCAUCUACAGCCCACUUAACUUGGUUCUGGUCGGUCUGAUCACCUUUCUGGUGUACAAAAUAAUACGCAGCCGACAGCAACCGGUCGCUCCGCCACCCGAACCGGAACUACCCCGGCUCAGGAAGGAUUUCACCGUAGCCGAACUGCGACAAUUCGACGGCACCCAGCCGGACGGUCGGGUACUUGUUGCCGUCAAUGGAAGUGUGUAUGAUGUAACCAAGGGAAAGCGCUUCUACGGACCUGGUGGCCCGUAUGCAGCAUUUGGCGGUCGCGAUGCAUCCCGCGGUCUGGCAACAUUCAGCGUAACCAGCAACGAAAAGGAGGAAUAUGACGACUUGAGCGAUUUGAGCGCCAUGGAAAUGGAAUCAGUACGCGAAUGGGAAAUGCAGUUUAAAGAAAAAUACAUCCUCGUCGGUCGCCUGCUGAAACCCGGUGAACAGCCAACAAACUAUUCCGAUGAGGAUGAGGACACUCCGAACGAGGGGACACCAACCGCGGAACCAGCAAAGGCAGCAGCCGACGAUAGCAAAACUUCAAAACCUGUUGAGGUUCCUGCAGCAGCACCGGCAGCACCGAAACCGGAAGGUAGAUCUAACGCUAGUGACGAUGCUCCAUCUAAAGUGGAGGACGUCAAAUCCAGUGGUGACGCGAAAGCGAAAGACGAGUGACGCUCCAAUAGUGGUACCAAGUGUAGUAAUAGCAUUAUAAGCAGCAGCAGCAACAACAAGAACAAUAACUAUUACAAUAGCAGUCCAAAAGCAUCCAAAGCGAAGGAUGUUCGAACUGGUAUUGACGGAAUAGGCAGUAGUAGUAGCGGUAGCAAUGGCAGCAGCUGCACUAGUGCACUAGGGAAUCCACAUAACCAGAUACUGGUCAACAAGCCUAUGACCACGGCCUACGCUAACGACGACAAUGGAGGUUACGAUGCCGACGAGAAUAAUUUUGAUGAUGAUGAUGAAGAAGGUGGUGAGACAAGUGUCACAAGUAGGGUACUAUUUGAUCAGCACAGUAUUUGUGAUAUGUUUAGCUUUUAACGGCUGCUUGAUGCAAGGAAUAGGGUAGCAGAAAAGAGCAACAAUCCUUUUAGGAUGGGUUGAAUUGCCGUAAUCUAAACAACAAGUUAAUGCAUGUCGGGAAUUCUUGCGCAAAAUGUCGUAUAAUUGGUUGUAGAAAGAAUGUUUCGGUUUUAACUUUGAUAUACGUGUUGUACCAAAGAAAAAAUGUCUGAAAUUUAAUAUAUAUCAAUGAUAAGUGGAUUAUGAGAUGGACAGCUCUAAACUGUCCAAAAUUGUUAGCAUGCAAUAAUAUGGCUUGUUCUUCAUUAUUCUUUUGUAUUUAUCGAGUGGGGAAGCAUAAAAUUAAUUUUGUAAUCACGUAUAUAACGUCUCACUCGAUUGUUUUCGAUACAGCUUUAAAUUUGUCUGAAACGCGGUGGAAGCCAGGUUCAAUGUACGCAGUUUUGAUAUUCUUGUUGGGUAGACACCCUCAACAACCAUUCGAACAUCCGUGGCAGAUGCUCACCAAGUUAUUCCGAUCUAAGUUCCAUUUUGAAAACAUGCUUCAUUCUGUAAUAUACAUACACAUGUGUCAAUUUGCAGUGGACCGUAAUAACAAUAUAACCGCCAGCUCUUUCCCGAGAGCCACUCGUGCAUUAGAUUUUAAUGACUGCUCUUUUCCUUUUACUAAAGCAAGAUUGCUUGAGUUAUUAUUUUUAACCAAUAUUUAUAUCGUUGUUUUAAGAAUAUCAGAACUUAUUAGGUUCUGGUCAUACACAGUCCGAAGCAUAGUUGAAGAAGCCAAAGGUUUGACAUUUGCUUCAAAGUUAAAAUUUCCAUCUGCCCAGGUCCCAGUUAACAAGUACUUACUAUUUUGCACUUGCACUCACUAUCGCAUGAUGACAAAAUGUCAUUAUCAACCAGUCGCAACCAGCCGUAAAAUUUAUAAACAUAAAUGGUGUCUUGCAAAUAAUAUGAAGAAAUUGAUACUGUUAAAAUUAUAAGCUAAAUAUUCAGAUAUAAGGCAAACAGUCGGUAAUUAGUUAAAAAAAACUAACUAACCCUGAGCGUUGGAGAACAAGAAUAUAAAAAUCCUAAUCCUACUGUAUUGAUAAAAGAGAUGACUACUAUUUACAAAAGCAACUACGAAACUAUACAUAAAUUUGAAAAUUCAAACCAAAAUACUACUACUACUACCAUUACUGUGUACCAACAAUCGUACAUCUAACCCUUUUCGAAAGUGGAAAACACACCGAUAUGCAAAUUUUUUUUGUGUUCGUGAAAUUAUAUGGCGUGAGAUUUUGUCUAGCUUUUGUAAAAAGUAAAAUCGGACAAUGUACGUGAGUUUCGCUUAAAAAAAUAAUUAUAACUUUAAUUCCAAAUUUUUAUCGAUAACAGUUCAGAUUUAACAUUAAACAAAAAAAAAUCAGUCAUAUAAAAGGGAGAAGACUAUUUUGUGGUUUAGAGUUAGUUCUCGUUUUAAGGAUGUAGUUUACCGUUUCUGAAAUGGUUGUAGUGGAUAACAUAUGGCAGCGCUCGUUACAUUUUUUUGUAUCAUUGUGAGGAUAACACACAUGCUGAACUCUUCACAUUACACAUAAUAACACACACACAAACAAAAACAUUAUUCAUACACCAGCCUGAUGAGCUCAGCUUGGUGACAUUUUUCUAUACGGAGCGGAGCGGGAGUAAACCGAGAUUUAUUCCACAAAAAAAAAAACAACAAAAUAAAUCUAAGCAGUGUCGCAAUUGCCGUUACUUUACAACAACAGGACAAGGGCAUUAAGUGUAA
Wyeomyia smithii (pitcher-plant mosquito) is the source of this 3363-nucleotide messenger RNA. Its product is annotated as membrane-associated progesterone receptor component 1-like. Bases 486 to 1244 code for a protein of 252 amino acids. NCBI's taxonomy places the organism in Eukaryota, Metazoa, Arthropoda, Insecta, Diptera, Culicidae. Gene Ontology annotation, cellular component: membrane; endomembrane system. The record is from RefSeq and is a predicted model, not a curated record. The transcript has 3 exons.